UGUGCACUUAAACAACAACAACGAAGGACUGUCAUGGAACACCUUGCAGAGACCUUUGAGCACGGCAAGCGGCCCGUCAUUGCCGUGGACUUGGACGAGGUGCUAGGCUACUUUGUCGAUGCGCUCUGCGAGUUUCAUAAUGACAAGUAUGGCACCACGUACAAGGCAAGCGACUUUCACAGCUACACGUUCCAGGAUGUCUGGGGAGGCACCAAGGAAGAGUCGUCCAAGAAGGUCCACGACUUUCUGGAGUCCAAGCACUUCAAGAACGGCUUGCGGCUGGUCCCUGGUGCACAGGAGGCGCUUGCCAAGCUGGCCGAGAAGUACGACCUUGUCAUUGUGACAUCUAGGCAGCAUAUCAUCGCACCAGAGACCCACGAGUGGGUGGAGACGCACUUUCCAAACACCUUCAAGAGCAUUCUCUUUGGCAAUCAUUGGGGCCUUCACGGCGAGAAGAAGUCCAAGCCCGAGAUGUGCACCGCCAUUGGCGCUGCAGUAUUGAUAGACGACGCACUCCACUACGCCAGAGAAUGCGCCGGCCACCUCCAAAAGGUGCUGCUGUUUGGCGAGUAUUCGUGGAAUGCGGCCGACGACACUGCUCUCCCUGAGGGCGUUGUUCGCGUUCGUGAUUGGGACGCCGUGCUUUCAACGCUGGACACGUUGGAGCUGAAGUGA
Molecule: messenger RNA, 675 nt
Organism: Salpingoeca rosetta
Lineage: Eukaryota; Choanoflagellata; Craspedida; Salpingoecidae
Exons: 6
Coding region: 34-675 (213 amino acids)
Biological process (GO): deoxyribonucleotide catabolic process
Molecular function (GO): 5'-nucleotidase activity
Source: RefSeq, a predicted model, not a curated record